GGCAGUGUGUUUCUCUGCCCCCUCUCUACACCCUCACCAUCCCACACGAGUUUUGCAAAUUGACAGUCCAUCACAGUAAGCCAGCAUGGCAGAAGCGCACCAGGCGGUGGCGUUCCAGUUCACGGUGACGCCCGAUGGCAUCGACCUGCAGCUGUGUCACGAGGCGCUACGGCAGAUAUACCUCUCCGGAAUACACUCGUGGAAGAAGAGGUUCAUACGCUUCAAGAAUGGCAUCAUGACAGGUGUGUACCCGGGGAGUCCUACAGGCCUGAUGGUGGUGCUAGUGAGCUACAUGUCCUCAACGCAGUACGCCAAGAUGGACCCCACACUCGGCCUCUUCACAAAGCUCAGCGCACACCUGCCUGUCAGUAAGUACAUGUCAGACGACAGCCAGCGGGUGGUGGGCGGCGUCCUGGUGGGCACGGGGCUGUGGGUCACCGUCAUCUUCAUCAUGAGGAACGUGCUCAGGUGCCUGCUGUCCUGGCACGGCUGGAUGUACAACAAGCACGGACACAUGAGCGUCACCUCCAGCAUAUGGAUGUUCCUGGUGCGGGUCUUCUCUGGGAGGAAGCCCAUGCUGUACAGCUUCCAGAGCGCUCUGCCCCGCCUCCCCGUACCAGCUGUCAAGGACACCAUGCAACGGUACCUGGAGUCGGUGCGGCCCCUGAUGGACGAUGAGCAGUACAGCAGGAUGGAGGGGCUGGCUAAGGACUUUGAGAGGAACCUCGGACCCCGUCUGCAGUGGUACCUAAAGCUCAAGUCCUGGUGGACUUCCAACUACGUGACUGACUGGUGGGAGGAGUACAUCUACCUGAGAGGAAGAGGACCAAUCAUGGUCAACAGCAACUACUACGCCAUGGACUUCCUCUACGUGUUCCCCACCCAUCUCCAGGCAGCGCGGGCAGGUAAUGCCAUCCACGCCAUCAUGCUCUACAGGAGGAAACUCGACCGUGCGCAGAUCAAACCGCUCAUGCUUCUAAACACAGUCCCCAUGUGCUCGGCCCAGUACGAACGCGUCUUCAACACCAGUCGCAUUCCAGGGGUCGACACAGACACCAUCCAGCACAUGGCGGAGAGUAAGCACAUCGCCGUGUUCCACCGCGGACGCUUCUUCAAGGUCUACGUGUUCUACGACGGACGCCUGCUGUUGCCACGGGAGAUAGAACAACAGAUGGAGCGCAUCCUCGCAGACAAGUCAGAACCACAGCCUGGAGAACACAACCUGGCAGCACUUACAGCAGGAGAAAGAGUGCCGUGGGCCAACGCGCGUGACGAGCAUUUCUCUCGGGGCCGCAACAAGCAGUCUCUGGACGCCAUCGAAAAGGCGGCCUUCUUCGUGACGCUGGACGACUCGGAGCAGAAGUACGACACGGCCAACCCCGUGGAGUCCCUCGACAGCUACGCCAAGAGCCUGCUGCACGGCAAGUGCUACGACAGGUGGUUUGACAAGUCCUUCAACCUCAUCGUGUUCAAGAAUGGAACCAUGGGUCUGAAUGCAGAACACACGUGGGCUGACGCCCCCAUCGUUGGACAUCUGUGGGAGUGUGUGUUGUCUAUGGACCCCGUGAAGCUGGGCUAUACAGAGGACGGCCACUGCAAAGGGAACCUGCACCCUAACCUGCCCGGACCACAGAGGCUACAGUGGGACAUCACAGAGGAGUGCCAGAAUGUGAUCAGCAGUUCGCUGGGUGUUGCCACGGCGCUGGCCAAUGACUGUGAUUGCCACAUCAUCCCCUUCAGCGACUUCGGAAAGGGACUCAUCAAGAAAUGUCGCAUCAGCCCAGACGCCUUCAUACAGAUCGCAUUGCAGCUAGCACACUUCAGGGACAAGGGUAAGUUCUGCCUGACGUAUGAGGCCUCCAUGACCCGUCUGUUCCGUGAGGGUCGCACAGAGACCGUCCGCUCCUGCACAGUGGAGACCUGCGCCUUCGUACGAGGCAUGAUGAGAGAUGAGACGAGAGAAGAGCGCUUGAAGCUCCUAAAGGAGGCCGCUGAGAAGCACCAGAACAUGUACCGUCUGGCCAUGACAGGGGAGGGCAUCGACCGCCACCUCUUCUGCCUCUACCUAGUCUCCAAGUACCUGGGGGAGGAGUCGCCAUUCCUCAAGGAGGUGCUGUCUGAGCCAUGGCGAUUGUCCACCAGUCAGACUCCGCUGCAGCAGGUGGAGCUCUUUGACCUGAAGAACCACCCAGAGUAUGUCAGCAGCGGGGGAGGCUUCGGCCCGGUGGCUGAUGAUGGCUAUGGAGUGUCCUAUAUCAUCGUUGGGGAGGACCUGAUCAACUUCCACAUAUCCAGCAAGAAGUCCAGCCCAGAGACAGACUCUCAUCGUUUCGGCGGGAAUAUCAAGCAGGCAAUGCUGGACAUCCUGAACCUCUUCCAGCUCGACAAGAAGAACGCCAAGUGAAAAGAGAGAGAGAGAGAAAGAGAGAGAGAGAGAGAUGAUGAUGAUGAUGAUGAUGAUGAUGAUGAUGAUGAUGAUGAUGUUGAGAUACAAAUGAGGAGAUAUAUAGAGAGAAAGGGGGAAUACUCUCUCACCCUGUACAGAAACGCUGUUGGAUUUUUAAUUUAUACAAUUCAAAUAAUUCUAUCAAGGAAAGGUAACUAGGGAAAUAUGUGAAGCUUUUCUUCAUGAUGAAUGUUUGAUACAUGCACUUGCCUGUUUCAUGUAUGCCUUUACAUACGUAGGUCCGAUUCAUGUUUGCCUUUACAUUCGUAGGGCUGUUUUGUUGUUCUGGAGGGGGGGACAGGGGGAGUGGAGGGGUGUCAUCCCAGGGAGAAGACAGGAGAAGAGGGAGAUGAGAGGAAGAGAGAGAGAGGAAGAGAGAGGCGAGAGGAGAGAGUGGCCUCAGAAGAGAGGGUGAGGAGAGAUGUGUCGGAACAGAGAAAGAGGGAGGAGAGAGGGAGAGGGAGAAGAGAGGAGGAGAGGGUCUGGUCUGCUCUCAGAAGAGAGGUGUGUGCAUGUUGUAAAGCUCUGGGCUGAGUUGUGCCUAAAAGUGUGUCGAGCGCCACUGGAGACCCCCCCUGAGACAUACGCACAUGUCCCUCUGGAGACACACGAGGCCUUGUUAUUAGUGAUAUAAUGAUGUCAUCAUCACCCCUGAGACAGCCGUCCUCUCGUAGCUGCUAGCGGCUUCUGGCCUUGCUGCUGGACUCAUUAUAGGCAUUAUUUCUCACCAGUAGCAGCUAGACUCCCAGUGAGGCGGACGAGUGAGUGGUUACUGUAGUGACUGUACUGCACUGCUUGUGUUUGUGUGUUUGUGUCUUGUCUUCUCUCAGGAGUUUAACACUGAGCAGCCGCCUAACGCCUCAUCAAGCUCCGUUGCC
This is a messenger RNA of Engraulis encrasicolus (European anchovy), 3324 nucleotides long. It is a transcript of the gene cpt1ab, whose product is annotated as carnitine palmitoyltransferase 1Ab (liver). The transcript has 19 exons. Gene Ontology annotation, cellular component: mitochondrion. Lineage: Eukaryota; Metazoa; Chordata; Actinopteri; Clupeiformes; Engraulidae. Gene Ontology annotation, molecular function: carnitine O-palmitoyltransferase activity. Gene Ontology annotation, biological process: fatty acid metabolic process; carnitine metabolic process. Bases 86 to 2404 code for a protein of 772 amino acids. The record is from RefSeq and is a predicted model, not a curated record.